CUUGCUCCUUUUUUGCCUUGGGUGUCCUGCCUCUUUUCGUCUUCUUCGGGGUGAUUACAAGCAAGGUUACUGGAAAAUGCCAUCAAGAUUGAGGCUUUUCCACUCUUUUUGGCACUUUAGAGCUCGAAUAAGUUCUUCUAGGUUUACUACAGACGUUAGAUAUGUAUCUGAUGGGAAUCAUUUCUUGUGGAAUCCCUUUUGCACUGUGGCUGAGUCAGUUCAAGUUGAAGAUUCGGUUGUUGUGACUGUUGAGUCUCCUGGACUUCCACAUUGGGUUAAAUCUUCAAACAACGAGGUGAAUAAUGUAGAAGAUGAGGAAUUUGUGCUCCCCUCAGUCUCAGAUUGGAUUGACAGUCACGAGCUUCAUCGCCCAGGAGUUGAUACUGAAAGCAAAGUAGGUGAUUUGUCAGAUAGUGAAGCUGAUAAGAUUAGUAAGAUUCUGAAAAGUGAGUUUAAAUCACCGGAUGCUGUUCUAGAAGCAUUAAAUGGUUGUAGAGUUGAUGUAACAGAGGAUUUGGUUAAGCAAAUUUUGGAAAGAUUCAGUUUUGAUUGGAUUCCGUGUUUGGGGUUUUUUAGGUGGGCCAAAUUACAGGGAGGUUUUAAGUUGUCACCUGAGUUGUAUAGUUUGAUGGUUGAUAAUUUGGGGAAAUUGAGGAAAUUUGAUCUCAUGUUUGAUUUGGUGGAAGAAAUGCGGCAGUUGGAAGGUUGCAUUACAUUGGUUACGAUAAGUAAAGUCAUAAGAAGACUUGCAAAGGCCGGGAGGCUCGUUGAUGCUAUAGAUGUGUUUAGAAAUUUGGACCAAUAUGGAGUGCCCAAGGAUAUUUAUGCAUUGAAUAUUUUGGUAGAUGCUUUGAUUAAGGAUCGAGGAGUUGAGCAUGCUGAAGAAGUCAUCUUAGAAUAUAAGGAUAUUGUAUCUCCAAAUGCUUCUACUUUUAACAUGUUAGUCCAUGGCUGGUGCAGAGCUAGGAAACUAGAAGAAGCUAGGAAGACCGUGGGCAAGAUGAAAAGACAUGGUUUUAAUCCUGAUGUGGUCACAUACACUUGCUUUAUUGAAUUAUAUUGUCGUGAUAAAGAUUUUCGGAAAGUUGACCGUAAGUUAAAGGCUAUGCAGGAGCUAGGACUUAUGCCUUCUGUGGUGACAUACACCAUUAUAAUGACUGCACUUGGGAAGGCAAAGGAAAUGAAUAGAGCCUUAGAAUUUUAUGAGAUGAUGAAGCAGAAUGGUUGUGUUCCUGAUAGUUCAUUUUAUAGCACUUUGAUUGAAAAUUUAAGUAAAUCCGGGAGACUGAAGGAUGCUCGUGAACUAUUUGAGGAUAUGGCUAAGCAAGGAGUUGAUCCGGAUACAUUGACAUAUAACACAAUGAUUGCUGCUUCUGCACGGCACUCUGAAGAAUUGGAUGCCUUAAUGCUGCUUAAACAAAUGGAGGAGAGGCAAUGCAAGCCUGAUCUUCAAACUUAUGCGCCAUUGUUAAAGAUGUGCUGUAGAUUGAGAAGAAUGAAGGUGCUUUCCUUUCUGUUGAGGCACAUGUUUAAGAAUAAUAUCAGCUUUGAUCUGGGAACAUAUACACUUCUGGUGAGUGGGCUCUGUGCACAUGGGAACCUAAAUCGUGCUUGUUCAUUUUUUGAGGAAUCAGUGAAGAGAGGUUUUGUUCCUACAGAUGCCAUGUACACAAAGCUUGUGAAGGGACUUCAGGAGAAGGGUAUGGAGAAAGAAAAAGAAAGGAUUGAAGAACUGAUGCUACAGGCUAAAGUACAAGGAUCUAUUGAUUCUUCUAAGAGCUUUAUUCAGGUUCAGGAAUGAAUGCUUUGGCAUCUGUAAGUGAUUUGAAAAAAAAAAAAAAAAACCUGAAUGGCAGUCUUUCUUUUCUUCAUUUACCUGAGAUGCAAAGUGUCACGAGCUACAAACUUAGCAGCAAGUAUUGCCAAUCAGAACUGGAAAAGCCAACAUGUGAUGUAAUUCCUCCCGUGCUCAACUCUUUUAGAUCAAGGAGAAUUCAGCUUCUGAUCCAUCUUCCUUUGAAAAAGACAAUUGUGAAAAUUAGAAAAGCGAGAGAACUCUAUCGGCAAAAACUUUAGAGCCAAAAAGUAUCGAUUUUGCAACCUGAUAUGUCCUGCUACUGAAAGUAGUUACUAAUUAUGUAGAAUUUAAAUGCAAUGUUGCAAUGUCAUUUGUCAGAAUGAAAUAGCUUGAA
Molecule: messenger RNA, 2192 nt
Organism: Coffea eugenioides
Lineage: Eukaryota; Viridiplantae; Streptophyta; Magnoliopsida; Gentianales; Rubiaceae
Product: pentatricopeptide repeat-containing protein At3g22670, mitochondrial-like
Exons: 2
Coding region: 77-1801 (574 amino acids)
Molecular function (GO): protein binding
Source: RefSeq, a predicted model, not a curated record